This is a messenger RNA of Poeciliopsis prolifica (blackstripe livebearer), 972 nucleotides long. RefSeq names its product microsomal glutathione S-transferase 2 (gene mgst2). Gene Ontology annotation, biological process: leukotriene biosynthetic process. The coding region runs from base 64 to 486 and encodes 140 amino acids. The transcript has 4 exons. The record is from RefSeq and is a predicted model, not a curated record. Gene Ontology annotation, molecular function: glutathione peroxidase activity; leukotriene-C4 synthase activity; enzyme activator activity. Lineage: Eukaryota; Metazoa; Chordata; Actinopteri; Cyprinodontiformes; Poeciliidae. Gene Ontology annotation, cellular component: endoplasmic reticulum; nuclear envelope; membrane.
UGGAUGACUUUCAGUCUUUUCCCAGGAAGUUCCUCCUAACACUUGAGCAAAGUUCAGUCUGCAAUGGCAGCAGAUUCCCCUGUUCUCCUGGCUGCAGUGACCCUUCUGUCUGCCUUCCAGAUGGGGUACCUGGCCCGGAGAGUUGGAUGGUCCAGAAUGGCUCACAAGAUCCUCCCUCCUGUAGUCUCCGGUCCUCCAGAGUUUGAACGAACUUUUCGUGCGCAUCAGAACUGUGUGGAGUUCUACCCCCUGUUCUUGGUGACUCUGUGGACCUGUGGGAUGUUCUUCAGCGAGGUGCUAGCAGCAGCAACAGGUCUGGUCUACAUGGCGGCCAGGCAGCUCUACUUCAACGGCUACACCAAGUCCACCAAGAAAAGGUUACCCGGCUUUUACCUGACCCUGGCUGCACUUCUCAUCAUGUCUGUUCUGGCUGUGGUCGGAAUAACGCGCGGACUCCUGGACAAGUACUUUUACACCCCUAUCUGAAGAUUUACAUCUGUUUCAUGUGAAGAACAAACGGAUUGCAAAUAUUGCUUUUAUGCACAUAUGUGCAUAAAAGCAAUAUCAAUAUUCAAGCGUGUGUUCUCCAAGUGAGUAAUCUGUAGGCAGAAGCUGUUCUGAUUAAUCUCAGAAAUUAUCAAUAAUUGUCUAAAAGUGGUUUCUGACCACUGAAUGAGUUUUCUGGCCAAUUGUUGAUUCUUAAAAAGUCUACCAUGACGAUUCUAAUUAUUUUUUCUGAAAUGUUGCUAAAUCUAACAAAAAGUCACUGAAGUGGUGACAGUGGAGUGACUUUUGUUGGCUGGGAAUGUGCAGACAUGACCUGGUGGAUGGUGCAUCACUCAAACCUUUCAGAUCGGUGGAUAAGAUUGGCUUCACAUUUAAGUAUCAGCCAAUCAUAAUGCUCCAAAAUUAAGUUUAAUAGAGUGUAACUGACAAAUUUGUAUUAACCAAUAAAGGUUUUUUUUCCCCUCA